Messenger RNA from Lathyrus oleraceus (garden pea), 633 nucleotides. Its product is annotated as secreted RxLR effector protein 161-like. The transcript has a single exon. The coding region runs from base 1 to 633 and encodes 210 amino acids. Lineage: Eukaryota; Viridiplantae; Streptophyta; Magnoliopsida; Fabales; Fabaceae. The record is from RefSeq and is a predicted model, not a curated record.
AUGUUUGAGAGCAAUUCAGUCAGCAACCCAAUUGUGCCUGGAGUAAAGAUCAGUAGCGAUGCAGAUGGAGUACUGGGUGAUGAGACUUAUUACAAGCAGAUUGUGGGCAGCCUCAUGUACCUUACUUCAACCCGACCAGACUUAAUGUUUGCAACAAGCUUAAUUAGCAGGUAUAUGUCGAAACCUACUAAGCUUCACUUACAAAUUGCAAAGAGAAUCCUUAGAUAUUUGAAAGGAACUAUGGGCUUUGGAAUCUUUUACAAGAAAGAUGGUCAAAAUCUUGAAGCUUAUACAGAUAGCGACUACGCCGGUGAUAUAGAAGACAGGAAAAGUACUAGUGGAUAUACCUUCCUACUCAGUUCAGGAGCUGUGGCAUGGAGCUCAAGGAAACAGCCUAUAGUCACACUGUCUACAACAGAAGCCGAGUUUGUUGCAGCUGCGGUUUGUGCCUGUCAAGCCGUAUGGAUGAGAAGAAUUCUCAAAGAGCUAUGCUAUGAAGGAGAAAAAUGCACCAGCUAUCAAACUGUCCAAAAACCCGGUAAUGCACGGACGCAGCAAGCAUAUAGACAUUCGCUAUCAUUUUUUAAGAAAUCUAUCAGAAGAAGGAACUAUUGCUUUGAUGUACUGUACUAG